AUGGCCGCUGCCCAUGUCUUCACAAGUUACUGCUUCGAAUGGGGACCGGCGGCCGGCCCGUCAAUGCUGCCGACUUUCGACAUCGCCGGUGAUCACAUCAUUGUUGACAAACGCUACCGCUACGGCCGCAAUAUUGUUGUAGGAGACUUGGUGCAUUAUCGAAUUCCCAUAUUCCAACGUGCGGAAGGCAUCAAACGCGUAAUCGGCAUGCCAGGUGACUACGUCCUCGUGGGAAGCCCCGAUGCCUAUCCCCAGAAAAUGAUGCAGGUACCCCAAGGUCACUGUUGGAUUGUGGGCGACAACUUGGAGCUCUCGAGAGACUCACGGAUGUUUGGACCAGUACCACUGGCUUUGAUAAAGGGCAAAGUUAUUGCCAGACAUUUGCCCUGGAGUACCCGUCAGGUAUUCCGCAAUGGCCUUGUGGAUCCAGAAGACGAACAUGAUGAUAAGGAAUGA
Messenger RNA from Colletotrichum siamense, 456 nucleotides. RefSeq names its product Mitochondrial inner membrane protease subunit 1 (gene imp1). The transcript is spliced from 2 exons. Gene Ontology annotation, molecular function: serine-type endopeptidase activity. The record is from RefSeq and is a predicted model, not a curated record. The coding region runs from base 1 to 456 and encodes 151 amino acids. Gene Ontology annotation, cellular component: membrane; mitochondrial inner membrane peptidase complex. Lineage: Eukaryota; Fungi; Ascomycota; Sordariomycetes; Glomerellales; Glomerellaceae.